Messenger RNA from Penicillium daleae, 1032 nucleotides. Its product is annotated as GIG1 family protein. The coding region runs from base 1 to 1032 and encodes 343 amino acids. NCBI's taxonomy places the organism in Eukaryota, Fungi, Ascomycota, Eurotiomycetes, Eurotiales, Aspergillaceae. Gene Ontology annotation, cellular component: cytoplasm. Gene Ontology annotation, biological process: N-acetylglucosamine metabolic process. The record is from RefSeq and is a predicted model, not a curated record. The transcript has 4 exons.
AUGCCUCAUUCAACGGAUGUGUCAACGCUCGCAGCGACGAUUACUCUGCUCGACGAAAAACUAGUCGACGCGGACGCCGACACGCCAGCGCGGUUCCUGCACGAGCAGGGCAUCACCUCGGAGACUCUUCCUUACUGGCUCGUCAACGUACCCCGGUCGCAAUGGACCGCCGAGUGUCCUGCCUUUCUACGCGACCAACCACCCAAGAACGUGCAUUGCCUGGCUACUCCCGAUAGUCAUUACAAGCGACAAACUUGGGAGCAAGUCCAGGAGAUAAUCAGAACGAACCGAAUCGAUCGAUUCCAACGGGUCCCGAGCGAGCUGCGGAAGUACCUGGAAUACAUGGCCCAGAUCAAAUCCGAAUACGGAUCGGUCAUGCGGUUUGUGGUUAGGGAGAGAUUGUGCUGGGGGGAUGGGAUACAUCCCGAGGACCUUCGACCUCGAGGCGGUCCCUUUGAGUUUGCUGAGGACAUUCGGAUUCUGUACAAUGACUGGCCGUACGGGAUCGAUACGGAUAUCAUCCACCUGGUUGUCUGGACCAAAUUCGAGCUUCCCGAUGACCCCACCACGGGCGAUCUGACAGCAGAGGCGCGAGAGGCGAUCGAGCGAUACGUGCAGACCACGUUUUGUUCGCGCGUGGCGCCUGAGCAGGUCGUCUGGUUCAGGAACUGGAAGUCGCUCAAGUCCGUCCACGCCGUCGAACACUUCCACGUCAUGCUCCAUCAACCGGAUAUGGCAUUUGUGCAGGAGAUCACGCAUGGCGAUGUACCGCUGAUCGAUCGGGCCAAAGGGGGACUACGAGUUGACACCUCUCUCCUCCUCUACCAGCAGUUCGGCGCAAGACAAGCUUGGACAAGUCUUGGACCAGUCUUGGACCAAAUCGACCAAGUGGACCAGCCUGCAGGUAUCUGCCUACAACAAUAUCCCCCAACCUGUCCACAGUGUGCAGGUGUUGACCCCAUCGAGGUCUUCCCCCACUCUGCCAAGGCCAACCCCCUCCUGGUGACGAUCCUGAAGGAUUGGAAACCUUGA